UCCCUCCCCAGCUGCUCUUCUUUCCCCCUUUCCCUCUGCUGCCUUUCCUCAAAGGCUUCCGAGCUCGCCAGAAAGAGGUUGAGAGACUGAGAGACGGCCGCUACGAGGAAGGAGGCGGGGAAUCCAGGAGGAGGAGGAAAGAGGAGGAGGGGCCGCGCGAGCCCGGCUUUCUUGGAUGCUCGCCUUUCGGAGCCUGGGCAGGAUUUUACAAGGCGGCAAGUCCCCAAGGGUCCCGGCGCCCUCCCUGAGAUAAGGGCAGAGACACACACACACACAGAGAGAGGCGGGAAACAAAAGAGGCGCUUCUCUUCGCCCCGAAAGCGCCGCCCUCCGCCCCUCGCCUCAGCGCCGUUGGGAUUGCCUGGGAAGGUCCCACCGAGGGGCUCGCCUGCGAGGAGCAUGGCAUCGACCGACGGUGCCAACAACAUGCCAAAGCAGGUAGAAGUGCGGAUGCAUGAAAGCCACCUGAGUCCGGUGGAGCCUCGGCCAAAGCAUCUAUGUGUAAGGCUCUUUGCACCCCUCAGAAAAAACCUCCUCCUUUCACUGACUGUUUUCGGAGUCAUUAUGGGUGCAGUAUGUGGCGCUCUCCUUCGCAUGGCAACACCUAUUAAUCCUGAUAUCGUAAUGUUGAUAGCCUUCCCAGGAGAUAUCCUGAUGCGGAUGCUGAAAAUGUUGAUUCUCCCUUUAAUUAUCUCAAGUUUAAUCACAGGUUUGUCUGGCUUGGAUGCCAAAGCUAGUGGCCGAUUAGGUACAAGAGCUAUGGUGUACUAUAUGUCCACGACAAUCAUUGCUGCUGUAUUGGGAGUUAUUCUGGUCUUGGCCAUUCAUCCAGGCAAUCCAAAGCUGAAGAAGCAGCUUGGAGAAGGAAAGAAGAAUGAUGAAGUAUCCAGUCUGGAUGCUUUCUUGGAUCUUAUCAGAAACCUGUUCCCUGAAAACCUUGUGCAAGCAUGCUUUCAGCAGAUCCAAACAGUUACCAAGAAAGUGAUGGUCCCUCAAGAGAUCGAAGAACCAGACAAUGUCACAGACUCAAUCUUUGCAAUGUUGAAUGAAACAGAAGUGACUCCAGAACCGCAGAUGGUAAUUAAGAAGGGACUUGAGUUUAAAGAUGGAAUGAACGUCUUAGGUCUCAUUGGGUUCUUCAUUGCUUUUGGUAUUGCAAUGGGAAAAAUGGGAGAACAAGCCAAGAUGAUGGUAGAUUUCUUCAAUAUCUUGAAUGAGAUUGUAAUGAAGCUAGUAAUCAUGAUCAUGUGGUAUUCUCCAUUGGGCAUUGCCUGUCUUAUCUGUGGAAAAAUCAUUGCAAUCAAGGACUUAGAAGUAGUUGCUAGGCAACUGGGCAUGUACAUGGUGACUGUCAUCAUAGGCCUUCUCAUCCAUGGAGGGAUCUUCUUGCCUUCGUUGUACUUUAUAAUAACAAGGAAAAACCCCUUCUCGUUCUUUGCUGGCAUCUUCCAAGCAUGGAUUACUGCUUUAGGCACUGCUUCAAGUGCGGGCACAUUGCCAGUAACCUUUCGCUGCCUUGAAGAAAAUUUGGGCAUUGACAAGCGUGUGACAAGAUUUGUCUUACCUGUUGGAGCCACUAUUAAUAUGGAUGGGACUGCCCUUUAUGAAGCUGUAGCAGCCAUCUUCAUAGCACAAAUGAAUGGAAUUCAGCUGGAUGGUGGACAGAUAGUCACUGUCAGUCUAACAGCUACUCUUGCCAGUGUUGGAGCUGCGAGUAUACCCAGCGCAGGACUGGUGACCAUGCUUCUCAUCCUCACAGCAGUUGGUCUUCCAACCCAGGACAUCAGCUUGCUUGUUGCUGUAGACUGGCUCUUAGACAGAAUGAGAACGUCUGUGAAUGUAGUGGGAGAUUCCUUUGGAGCUGGCAUUGUGUAUCACCUCUCCAAGGCAGAGUUGGCUGACAUUGAUGCCCAUCACAAAGUACACGAAGAUAUUGAAAUGACAAAGACUCAGUCAAUUUAUGAUGACCUGAAAAACCAUAGGGAGAACAACUCAAACCAAUGUGUUUAUACAGCUCACAACUCUGUCAUAAUAGAUGAGUGCAAGGUAACCUUGGCAACUAAUGGCAAAUCUGCUGCUGAAGAAGAACCUUGGAAACAGGAGAAAUAAAGGAAGAACAAUCCAGCUCUAUCUUUAAUAAGCCCCAGACGUUGUCUUAUGGUAAAUGCUGGUAUCAAGAUUCAAGAAAAUUCCCAACUGUUUCCAUUUAGGAUAAAACCAAUUGCUUUCUUACUUGUGUUAACGACAACUUAGAAACAUUCUCAUAAAGUCAGUGUUCUUUUAGCAUCCUAGCCAAAUAUAUCAUAACCAUCUAUCUCACUUGUGUUACCCUUUGAGUGGAUGUAACUGGAAGGCAGUCAGCUGGUUCAAGAGACAUAUUUUGUUGGGCUUCCUCUUUUCACUCCAGACAUAGAGAAUGUAGAUUCUGCAAAGGGGAAAGCUCAAAGUGCCAUAAUAUUGAUGGCUUGCUUCAGGGAUUCAGGCUAAGUAAUAAGCAUUAAGUAUUGUGUAAAAAUCAUGCAGUGUUUGCAUUGUCUCUUCUCAUGCUGAAUAUACCCAACCAGCACUUUGGCACAUUUUAAUACGGUUAGCACUUCAGACAAUAAUAUACUGUGUGCUCACUGUAAAAGUUUUACAUGCGCUUUAUUAAUCCUUGACAUAUGCACCUCUUGCUUCCCUGUUCAAGUUAACUUCAGCCUGAUGAUCUCACUUCCCAAUGUAAAAUGUAUAGACUUGCAAUACAAAGCCCCAUGCAUUCCACUUUUAUAUGGACACACAGACACACGGAGAGAAUUUUUUCCUCAAAAAGCUCCCAAUUUGACCACACUUCUAUGAGCCAUGUUUUAAAAUGUAAAAACAUGUAAGCUUUUUUAAAAUGCCAAAACAUGAAAAAGCACUUACCAUUUUGGACAAUGUGCUUAUUUUCACACAGUUCUCCAAAAUUAAUGAACACCCUGGGCAGCAUAUUUAACCAGUUUGAAUUUAUUGGGUCCAUAGCUCUCUGCCCUGGUGAUUGCCAUGGAAUUUCAUGUGAAUCUGGGAUUGUGGAGAUAAACAAAUGCCAUGUGAUCAUCACAGAUUAUAAUCCAGUUCAGGAACUAUGCUCUCCAUAUCAGUAGAGCUGCACAACAAUUGGCACAAUUCUAAUUUUGCACAAUAGGAAACAAACAGGCAUAUAUUUGUCUGCAUUCAGCAGCAGCAAGAUCCCAUAGAAAUGUGUAUUGUUACCAGUACUGUUGAUACCUGUGCAGCUAGUACAGAAGAACAACCCUCGGCUCUCAGCAAAUGUAUUUCUUGAGACCUGAGGAGGGAUAAGGUGCUAUAUUUUAAGGAUAAGAUGUUUGUCAGGAAGAUGCAACAUUCCUUUUUUUAAAAAAAGAAAGAAACUUGUAUGUUUAGCAAAUUUAAUAUUAUUUAAUAUUAAGUAGAUAAUUUAUUUAAAAGUACUAGAUAUAUUUUUCAAACUUUCAACAAAUGACUGUAGAUAUAUAACACACAUUUGGAAUUACAAAAUACUUUUUAUUAACUGCCAUUUUACCCAUUUUGAAUUUUCUUUGCAGAAAACCCAUCACAAAAUAUCUCCAUUUAUCUGAAGAUUUAUUUCUCAUUAGUAGGUCUUUUGCACUUACCUCUAGCUUGCAAAACAAUAGGGUUUUUUGUCAGUAUUUUGAUGGUAUACACGUUGCCCCCAGCAAAGCCAUGCUUCUCCCUUUAUGCUUCCAGCUAACAUGGCAAGUCUGUAGUGAGAGCAGCCAUUUUGGAUAUUGCUCCUGUGUAGGGAUGGGCAAGAACUUCAUUCCCACUAUUUUAAAAUAAGUCUUUACCAAAAUGAAGACAUUUCUUCAUUUUUGGACUGAAAGGUUUUUUGAGUUUUCAAAAAUUGGAACAAGGGAUAUAGAUUCUUCUAUCUAGGCAUAGGGUUUUGAUUGCUUAAGUCUUCAAAGUCUGGGCUUAAUUCCCUUGUAUUUAGCAUGUUAGUGCUGAAUGAAGGUUGCUAUAUUUUUUCAAGAGACUUCUGAAAAGCAUGCUGGUCCAAUAAGUCCCUAUUUAGGCUAGAAACCAAUUGAUUUUUUCUGCUCUGAAUUGAUGACAAUUUUUGUUCCCUUUCAUUUUGGGGUUAAUUUAUUAAAAAUAAUAAAUAUUAGAAGGGAGAGAACUGAAAAUUUGAACAUUAGAGAAAGUCAAACAGAGGGAUUUUCACUUUCCCGUGCAUCGGAGGAAGUCUAAUUCAAUGUAGUGAAAAGGCAUGAGAUGUAUAUGAAAGAUAGGAUCAAAUAUCUCUUUUCCAGACUACUCCAAUAGAUAGCUUGAGUACACAAUAGGAAAGAAACGAGAAACAGAGCUCAGUUGCUUCCUGGACUAUCAGCCAUUGUCUUGUAGGAAAGGAACAUGAUUUUCCAAUCUGGCACACUUUUGGUGGAUAACUGACAUUAUGUUAGAGUUCAACCAUCUAGCUCUACUUUGCACCCAUUCAUUCUAGCUUCCUAGAAAUGAAAAAUCAGGUGAUUGCACAAUAUUUGCUGCUUCAUCUCCCCCAUCAAUCAAUCAAAUGAACAAAUAAA
Anolis sagrei ordinatus is the source of this 4562-nucleotide messenger RNA. RefSeq names its product solute carrier family 1 member 2 (gene SLC1A2). Gene Ontology annotation, molecular function: L-glutamate transmembrane transporter activity; glutamate:sodium symporter activity; neutral L-amino acid transmembrane transporter activity. The record is from RefSeq and is a predicted model, not a curated record. NCBI's taxonomy places the organism in Eukaryota, Metazoa, Chordata, Lepidosauria, Squamata, Anolidae. Gene Ontology annotation, cellular component: plasma membrane. Gene Ontology annotation, biological process: L-aspartate transmembrane transport; L-glutamate import across plasma membrane.